AUGUCGAGCCGGGAGCAGACGGGAUCAACCAAUGUGGUUUACCAAGCCCAUCAUGUCAGCAGGAGUAAGAGAGGACAAGUUGUCGGUACCAGGGGUGGAUUUCGAGGCUGCACGGUUUGGCUAACAGGCCUUUCUGGAGCUGGCAAGACAACCAUUGGCUUUGCUCUGGAAGAGUACUUGGUCUCUCAUGGCAUCCCUUGCUAUUCCCUGGAUGGUGAUAACGUUCGGCAUGGCUUGAAUAAAAACCUGGGUUUCUCGGCUGGGGACCGUGAGGAGAACAUCCGUCGCAUCGCAGAGGUGGCCAAGCUGUUUGCUGACGCUGGGCUCGUCUGCAUAACUAGUUUCAUUUCUCCUUUCACAAAGGAUCGUCAAAACGCACGGAAAAUUCAUGAGGCAGCUGGACUUCCUUUCUUCGAAAUCUUUGUAGAUGCUCCUCUAAAUAUUUGUGAAAGCAGAGAUGUGAAGGGCCUGUACAAAAAGGCAAGAGCUGGAGAGAUCAAAGGAUUCACGGGGAUUGACUCAGACUAUGAGAAGCCCGAAUCUCCUGAACUAGUGUUGAAAACGAAUGUUGCGUCGGUGUCUGAAUGUAUUCAGCAGGUUGUGGAGCUCCUCCAAACACAAAACAUCGUGCCCACCGGCUCAAUUAAGGAUGUUCUUGAGCUGUUUGUACCUGAAAAUAAACUCAAUAGUGUCCGAGCUGAAGCAGAGAUGCUGCCGUCCGUGGAGAUCACUAAGCUGGAUCUGCAGUGGGUGCAGGUGCUGAGCGAAGGCUGGGCCACUCCACUGACCGGCUUCAUGCGCGAGGCAGAGUACUUGCAAGUGAUCCAUUUUGGCACCCUGCUGAAUGGAAGGAAUCGCUCUGUAGCUGACGGCGUUGUCAACCUGAGCGUCCCCAUCGUGCUGCCCAUCUCCACGGAGGACAAGGAGCGGCUGGAGGGCUGCGAGGCGCUGGCGCUCAGCUACGCGGGGCGGAGGGUGGCGGUCCUGAAGAACCCCGAGUACUUUGAGCACAGGAAAGAGGAACGCUGCGCCCGCGUCUGGGGCACCACCUGCGCGAAGCACCCGCACGUCAAAAUGGUGAUGGAGAGCGGAGACUGGCUGGUUGGUGGAGACCUCCUGGUGCUGGAGAAGAUCAAAUGGAACGACGGGCUGGACCAGUACCGCCUGACACCGCUCGCUCUCAAGCAGAAGUUCAGAGAAAUGAACGCCGAUGCUGUCUUCGCAUUUCAGCUGCGCAACCCCGUCCACAACGGGCACGCCCUGCUCAUGCAGGACACGCGGCGCCAGCUUUUGGAGAGGGGUUACAAAAACCCCGUGCUUCUCCUGCACCCCCUGGGAGGAUGGACCAAAGAUGACGAUGUCCCGCUGGAGUGGCGGAUGAAGCAGCACGCAGCGGUGCUGGAGGAGCAAGUCCUGGACCCCAAGUCGACCGUCGUUGCCAUCUUCCCCUCUCCCAUGCUCUACGCCGGCCCCACGGAGGUGCAGUGGCACUGCCGAGCUCGCAUGAUUGCCGGGGCCAAUUUCUACAUCGUGGGCCGCGACCCUGCCGGCAUGCCUCACCCCGAGACCAAGAAGGACCUCUACGAGCCCACGCAGGGAGGGAAGGUCCUCAGCAUGGCGCCGGGCCUGACCUCGGUGGAAAUCAUCCCCUUCCGGGUGGCUGCUUACAAUAAACUGAAAAGGGCCAUGGAUUUUUAUGACCCGAAAAGGCACGAUGAUUUUGACUUCAUCUCGGGAACACGCAUGAGGAAGCUUGCUCGUGAAGGUGAAAACCCACCAGACGGCUUCAUGGCCCCCAAAGCUUGGAAAGUCCUAACCGAGUACUACCAGUCGCUGGAAAAAAAGAAUUAACACUACUCCUCCUCCCUAGAAAUACUUGUAUUAAGAGUGAGCAAUGAUUGAUUGAUUCCCUAUGACACAGAUCAGUUACUUGGCAUUUCCAGCGCUCUGAACUGUAGGAUUUUCCUACCUGGGUCAGAGUGUUUUUUACUAAUCAUCAGAAAUACUUUGAGCCUGGUCCUUCUCCCCUUGAAGCUGCCGGCAGCG
This is a messenger RNA of Gymnogyps californianus (California condor), 2046 nucleotides long. It is a transcript of the gene PAPSS2, whose product is annotated as 3'-phosphoadenosine 5'-phosphosulfate synthase 2. Gene Ontology annotation, biological process: 3'-phosphoadenosine 5'-phosphosulfate biosynthetic process; sulfate assimilation. Lineage: Eukaryota; Metazoa; Chordata; Aves; Accipitriformes; Cathartidae. The record is from RefSeq and is a predicted model, not a curated record. Bases 1 to 1851 code for a protein of 616 amino acids. Gene Ontology annotation, molecular function: sulfate adenylyltransferase (ATP) activity; adenylylsulfate kinase activity; ATP binding. The transcript is spliced from 13 exons.